AUGAUGGCCCUUUCCUUUGCCUGUGGAUGCGCUUACUCUAUAAUUUUGGUGAUGCUGUGGAGAGAUAACGAUCUCAUCAGAAUGUCUUGCUAUAAGCUGAUGUUCAUUCUGGGCGUGUUCGAUGUCGUCCAAUGUCUGCCACAUUUUGUCACUGGAAUAUUCACAAUACUCCAAUCAGUGGUGCAUCCAGCACUGGCAAAGGCUAUGGGAGUUUUGGCGACACCGGCCUACGUUGCCUAUACCGUGCUCACAGUGGUGCUAUCUUUCAACAGAUUCGUACAGAUCUAUUUUCCUCGCCUUGAUGCUAUUUUGUUCAGUGAAAAGAAUGUAAAUGUGAGAAAGAUUACUUCCAAAUCAAC
Cooperia oncophora is the source of this 359-nucleotide messenger RNA. Lineage: Eukaryota; Metazoa; Nematoda; Chromadorea; Rhabditida; Trichostrongylidae. The record is from the annotation of a GenBank genome assembly.